AUGGCCGAGGACGGUGCUGGUAUGUCGCUGUGCAGUACCUGCUUAGCUAUCGACCUACUCAACAUCCCUGCAUACCCAGAUAAAUACAUCCUGAAUAAAGGAUCUAUUUUUCGACCCACCUUGAGUUUGCUGCAACUUUGGGGUUCUUGGAGAGAAGAAGAGGUGUCACAAUUUGGCGUUCAAUUCCACCGAACUUUCGAAGACCUGUUGGACGCCUCAAAAGAAUGCGCUAUCUGCGCCGCGGUUCUUCACGGCGCUCACAUCUUUAAGAGCUGGUUUACCGAAUUGAGCCAGCAAGAUAAGAAAGAUGAACACAUCAGCAAGUACCUUGAGGACGGAUCAGUUUGGGACAUGCGACUUGUCAAAUACUCCCAGGACACAGAAAACAUCCUGGUCAUAUCAUUCGACGCUGAACACAAUUCCAUCCGCCUGAUCAGUGCUUUCAGACUGUGCGUUUCAGAUGACAGCGAUCCAUUGAGCGCUUCGAUCACUGGACGGUGCUUGAGGAAGAACCCAACAGUUGACUCAAUGACCGACCAAGUUGCGAAAUGGUUGAGAGACUGCGACCGAGAGCAUAUUCAACUCAGGUGCUGUGUAGGCGAGAGGUGCUUGCCGACGAGGGUUCUCGAUGUGGGCAUCGAUGACAAGCAAACCUACAUCAAGUUAUACGAGGCUCGGGAUGCAUGCGGGAAAUACGCCGCUUUGAGUUACAUGUGGGGUCAAGGAAAAGAUCAUUUCAGGACCACCAUGGCGAGCCUUGAGGAACACAAGGAGGGCAUCAUUACUGCGACUAUGCCCCAGACAUUCCAAGAUGCUGUCACCAUGACGCGCAAAUUGGGAAUACGCUACCUCUGGAUUGAUGCGCUCUGCAUCGUUCAAGACGAUAUCGCAGACUGGAGCAGGGAAGCUUCCACGAUGGGCGAUGUUUACUCGAAUGCUUACAUCGUGUUUUCUGUCUUGAAAUCAAGUGAUAAUGGUGUAGGCUUCUUGGGUCCGCCCGAAACACCCCCCUAUGCAAGUUGUACAUCCACUGCUGCCGGUAUGACUGCCACUCUCUAUGUUUGCGCAAUACCUCGCACGCAGGCUUGCUACCUCAGUAGCGAGGACUAUGUGUGGGAUGAGCCUCUCUCGAAGAGAGGCUGGACUCUGCAGGAGCGUUGGCUUGCGCCGCGUCUUGUCCAUUUCGGUUCACAGCAGAUGUCGUUUGAGUGCAACGCGUACUUUUUGUGCCAAGAUGGAACGAAAUUCUCAGGGCGCUACAGCGACGCCAGAAAAGACUGGGACACCGUCGAGGAAGACGAGCGCGCCCUACGAGCUUCUACCGAGUGGACAGAGCUUGUGACCGAGUAUUCUUUACGGAAACUUACCCGUGGCACGGACAAGCUUCCCGCUAUAUCAGGUAUCGCGAGAAUGAUUGCAGGUCAGAUCAACGAUCAGUACGUCGCUGGACUUUGGCGCAAGGCGAUGAUUGAAGGAUUGUCAUGGGAGUGCACUGAACCUGAUCAAGCUGCCACGCAUUACCAAGCACCAUCUUGGUCUUGGGCAUCUCUCAAUGGGCCAAUUUCGCAGCAGAGCUUCGGCAACUUAAUGGGCGAUAAUGGUCUUGAGGUGACGAUUGCGAGCCUCUCGAGGGUUCUGGAUUGUGUAAUUACACCAAAAGGCGAGGACCCAUACGGCGAAGUUCUUACCGGCUCUUUAAAGAUGGAAGGAUUAUUCAAGACCAUAGGUCCUGUGGACUGUCACACAGAGACGAAGGUGAAGUUACACCUGAAGGGUAUUCCCGGAGCUGUCUCCGAAAUGAAGUUUGAUACCACAGAAAGCGCAAGGGAGGCGUCGAAUGCAACACUCAGCUGGUUUAUGCUGUUUCAGAUGACCCAAAUGCACGAGAAGCCUGGGGCCAAGCUCCACAUGCAUCAAGAAGGUAUCGUCAUUAUACCCACGAGCAAUGGCUCGUACCGACGCCUUGGAAAACUACGUAUAGAUUAUGCUACCUGGGGAGACAAUAAGCUGGGAAUCAACUUUGAGACGCGGAACGUGGUUAUAGUAUGA
This is a messenger RNA of Colletotrichum costaricense, 2049 nucleotides long. RefSeq lists its product as uncharacterized. NCBI's taxonomy places the organism in Eukaryota, Fungi, Ascomycota, Sordariomycetes, Glomerellales, Glomerellaceae. The record is from RefSeq and is a predicted model, not a curated record. Bases 1 to 2049 code for a protein of 682 amino acids. The transcript is spliced from 2 exons.